This is a messenger RNA of Oldenlandia corymbosa var. corymbosa, 2409 nucleotides long. The record is from the annotation of a GenBank genome assembly. Lineage: Eukaryota; Viridiplantae; Streptophyta; Magnoliopsida; Gentianales; Rubiaceae.
GUUUUUUCAGCGUAUGUUAACGAUUUAGCAUAAUGGGUACUGUAGCUGUAGAAAGCUUGAAUGUAGAAGCCCCGAACCAAUACAGAGAAGAAGAAGGUCUAAACACCACUUCUGUAGAAGAAGAUGAACUCUCACCCAUAGAACAAGUCCGUUUAACCGUACCCAUAACCGACGACCCGAGUAUACCCGUAUGGACAUUUCGGAUGUGGGUCAUGGGUAUUAUCUCAUGCACUCUCCUCUCAUUUCUCAACCAGUUCUUCGCUUACCGGAAAGAGCCACUUACCAUCACCCAGAUCACCGUCGUGGUUGCCACGCUCCCCAUCGGGCGGUUCAUGGCGGCUAUGCUUCCGACCACCCAGUUCCACAUCCCCGGGUUCGGGUCUAGGAAGUUCUCGUUGAAUCCGGAUCCGUUUAACAUGAAGGAACACGUGCUUAUAUCCAUAUUUGCAAAUGCCGGAGCGGCUUUUGGUGGCGGGUCGGCUUAUGCGGUUGGGAUUGUGAAUAUUAUCAUAGCGUUUUAUCGAAGGAAGAUUUCGUUCUUUGCUGCUUGGCUACUUAUUACUACAACUCAGGUUUUAGGAUAUGGCUGGGCUGGACUUCUGAGGAAAUACGUAGUUGAGCCGGCACACAUGUGGUGGCCUAGCACUCUUGUCCAGAUCUCUCUCUUCAAGGCACUUCAUCGAAGAGACGAUGAAGACGAAGAUGAGGAAACCCGUACCCGUACAAGUCGAAAAAUGUCCCGCCCGAAAUUCUUCUCCAUAGCACUGAUUUGCAGUUUCCUGUGGUACUUGAUUCCAGGCUACUUCUUCCAGACAUUAUCAACCAUUUCUUGGGUUUGCUGGGCAUUUCCCAAAUCAGUCACAGCUCAACAAUUAGGAUCCGGUUUGAACGGAUUAGGACUUGGAGCUUUCACACUGGACUGGACAACUGUGGCUUCUUUCUUGGGGAGCCCUCUAAUCACACCAUUCUUCGCCAUCGCCAAUGUUUGCGUUGGUUACCUCGUAAUCAUAUACAUUGUGAUUCCAGUAUCUUAUUGGGGGCUUAACGUCUACAACGCGAAAAAUUUCCCGAUAUUUUCAUCCGAUCUUUUCACUUCAGAUGGCCAGAGUUAUGAGAUAACCGACAUUGUGAAUGAUCAGUUCCAGUUGGAUAAAGACAAGUAUAAUGAACAUGGGAGGGUUAACUUGAGUACAUUUUUCGCGCUUACUUACGGAUUUGGAUUCGCCACCAUUGCUGCUACGAUCACUCAUGUUGGUUUGUUCUAUGGGAAAGAGAUUUAUCAGCGUUACAGGGCUUCAUCAAAAGGGAAAGUUGAUAUCCACACCAGGUUGAUGAGGAACUACAAGGACAUUCCUGCAAUGUGGUUUUAUGUGUUACUAGGAGUCACAUUAACUAUUGGACUUAUACUCACCACUGUUCUGAAUCAUCAAAUCCAGAUGCCUUAUUGGGGACUUAUUUUUGCAGCUUUUAUUGCCUUCCUGUUUACCCUGCCUAUCAGCAUCAUCACUGCCACAACUAAUCAGACUCCAGGACUGAAUAUCAUAACAGAGUAUAUUAUGGGUAUAAUCUAUCCUGGAAAACCCAUUGCAAAUGUUUGCUUCAAGACUUAUGGAUACAUGAGCAUGAAUCAAGCGAUCUCCUUCCUAGGUGAUUUCAAGCUUGGUCACUAUAUGAAAAUCCCACCAAGAUCGAUGUUCUUAGUUCAGUUCAUUGGGACCUUAAUUGCAGGAACAGUCAAUCUGAGUGUAGCAUGGUGGCUUUUACAUAGUGUCCAAGACAUAUGUCAUCAACCAAAAGGAUCAAACAGUCCAUGGACGUGUCCCGGCGAUCGGGUUUUCUUCGAUGCAUCGGUCAUUUGGGGAUUAGUAGGUCCAAGAAGGAUAUUUGGGAAUCAAGGAAACUACAAAGAACUCAAUUGGUUCUUCCUUGGAGGACUUCUUGGCCCUGUAAUAGUAUAUCUCCUUCACAGAGCAUUCCCUGAACAGAGAUGGAUUAAACUGAUUAAUCUUCCGGUACUUCUCGGAGCAACAGCGGCGAUGCCACCGGCUAGUUCGUUGAACUACAAUUCCUGGAUUUUGGUCGGGACGAUUUUCAACUUCUUCGUGUUUAGGUACAGGAAGAAAUGGUGGAAGAAAUACAACUAUAUUCUUUCGGCGGCGUUGGAUGCAGGGGUGGCGUUCAUGGCGGUUCUGCUUUACUUCAGUGUCGGAAUGGAAGAUCGGAAAAUCAAAUGGUGGGGUACUACGGAUCCUGAGCAUUGUGAUUUGGCUACUUGCCCAACUGCCAAAGGUAUAUCUGUUGAUGGUUGCCCUACAUUUUAGAGCUUUAUUCUUACUCAUAGAAUUCAUAAGCAUUUUUCGUAAGAUUUUGUUUGAAGGAUAGAUUCUCUGUAGAAAAUUAAUUUCUGAU